Messenger RNA from Sphaeramia orbicularis (orbiculate cardinalfish), 1722 nucleotides. Its product is annotated as oocyte zinc finger protein XlCOF7.1-like. Gene Ontology annotation, molecular function: DNA-binding transcription repressor activity, RNA polymerase II-specific; RNA polymerase II cis-regulatory region sequence-specific DNA binding. Bases 117 to 1325 code for a protein of 402 amino acids. The record is from RefSeq and is a predicted model, not a curated record. The transcript has 3 exons. Gene Ontology annotation, biological process: negative regulation of transcription by RNA polymerase II; regulation of immune system process; regulation of cytokine production. NCBI's taxonomy places the organism in Eukaryota, Metazoa, Chordata, Actinopteri, Kurtiformes, Apogonidae. Gene Ontology annotation, cellular component: nucleoplasm; nucleus.
CAAUCAGCGCGCGGCUGAACUUUUCUCCUUAUGCGCAUGUGCACAGAACUACUGGAGUGACUUCAGCUGCAAACAGUCGCGUGUGGUUGUGACGGUGUGUGGAAAAAAGUGGUAAAAUGUGUGAAGUGCAAAAGCUGAGGGCAUCGGUGGAGCAGAUACUGACUGCGGCUGCUGAGGAGAUAUUUGGAGUAUUUCAAAGAAGCAUCGCCGAGAUUGAGGAGAAACUCAGUAAUUCCCCAAAGCACAAGAAAAGAAACCAGAGACUACCGGACACUGUGCACCAAACAGACAUUCGGAUUCCCCCAGAGCAGCAGGGACGUAGCCCCCAUGUGGACCAGGAGGACCCAGAGCCCCCCCACAUUAAAGGGAGUAAGGAGGAUGAGUGCAUCAGUCUGGAGGGAGAGCAAACAAUGAAGCUUCUACUACUAUCAGAGUGUCCUACACUCACCCAAAAGCUGUGGAUGGUGAAAGAAGAGCUCCCCCUGGAGCAGCAGGACAGGAGCCCCAGUCUGGACCAGGUGGACCCAGAACCUCCCCAUAUCAAGGAAGAGGAGAACCUGUGGACCAAUCAGGAGGGAGAACAGCUUCAAGGGCUAGAGGAGGCUGAUAUCACUAAGUUCCAAUCCACUUCACCUCGUGUGAAGAGUGAAUAUGAUGAAGACAAAGCUCAGUCCUCACAGCUUCAUCAAAGUCAAACUGAGGAGAACACAGAGGAACCAGAAGACAGAGAUGACUAUGGAGAAUCAGAACCAGACAGCAUCCAAAAUAAUGACUUCCCUAUAAGUGAUGUGGCAUGUGAAACAAUACAUCGUCAAUGCACCAAGGAUGAUAAAACAUUAAAAUUUUUGUCAGUGUUGGAGACACAGAUGACAGUCCACACAACAAACAAGCCUUUCAGCUGUUCAGUGUGUAAGAAAUGUUUUACACAUAAAGUUGAAGUUAAGCAACAUAUGUUAGUUCAUACAAGAGAGAAGCCUUUCAGCUGUUCAGUGUGUAAGAAAUGUUUUGCGCAUAAAAGUAAUCUUAAGGAACAUAUGCCAGUUCAUACAGGAGAGAGGCCUUUUUGCUGUUCCGUUUGUAAGAAAUGUUUUGCGCAUAAAAGUAAUCUUAAGGAACACAUGUCAGUCCAUACAGGAGAGAGGCCUUUUUGCUGUUCUGUUUGUAAGAAAUGUUUUGCGCAUAGAAGUAAUCUUAAGAAACAUAUGUCAGUUCACACUGGAGAAAGGCCUUUUAGCUGUUUAGUUUGUCAGAAAAGUUUUUCCUAUAAACAUAAUCUUAAGAGACAUAUGUUAACUCACAUAGGAAUGAAGGCUUCCAUCCACUAACUUUAUAAUGACUACUUUUUUAAACAUAAAAAUCCAGUUCACAUAAAACAUGACGAUCUAUACAAGGCAGUAAAAUUUUCACAAAAAUGAAUUUAGAUCCAGAUGAACAUGGAGGAGCAGAAACUGAUGAGCAGACUGAAGACUGAUCAGGACAGUGACGUACUUGCAAGUGAUGUAAGACGUUAAAGGAGCGAUAUUUUGCUUUUUUUGUUUUAAUGGAAUUAUACAUUUUAAAACAUUUCCCUGUGGUCUGCAUAAACUGUGAAUGCUAUGCUUGUGUCUGAACUCUUCAUUAAUUCAACUCCACCGGUCCAUCUUCAACCCUAUUUCUGAGUAAUGACACCAAAAAGGCAGUUUUGAGCGCUGGCCAUUUAAAUGCACAUGAGCCACUUCAGGC